This is a messenger RNA of Melanotaenia boesemani (Boeseman's rainbowfish), 1985 nucleotides long. RefSeq names its product asparagine synthetase domain containing 1 (gene asnsd1). The record is from RefSeq and is a predicted model, not a curated record. Gene Ontology annotation, molecular function: asparagine synthase (glutamine-hydrolyzing) activity. The coding region runs from base 1 to 1824 and encodes 607 amino acids. Lineage: Eukaryota; Metazoa; Chordata; Actinopteri; Atheriniformes; Melanotaeniidae. The transcript has 3 exons.
AUGUGUGGAAUAUUUUGUGGGUUGAGUCUGUCGUCUGCUCACGUUGACUGGGACAAAACAGCGUAUGGAUAUUUAAAAAGAAGAGGACCAGACUCAAGUCAGAAUGUCACAGUUACAGGCACGGAUUCCAGCUAUUGUUGUUCAUUUUCUGCCCAUGUUCUUCACAUGAGGGGCCACCUUACCCCGCAGCCAGUCCAGGAUGAUGCUGGAAACAUCCUCCUGUGGAAUGGAGAGAUUUUUGGGGGACUACCAGUGACUCCAGAGGAGAAUGACACCGCUGUUGUUUCACAGAGGUUGUCAACCUGCAGCAGCCCCUCAAAGAUUCUUACUGUUCUAUCUGCUAUACAGGGUCCGUGGGGGUUUGUUUACUACCAGAAAGCUGGAGAUUAUCUCUGGUUUGGCAGAGACUUCUUUGGCAGAAGGAGCUUGCUUUGGAAAUAUGAUGACGAGCUCACAGCCUUGACAGUGACUUCUGUAGCGGCCCAGUUAUCUGCAGCCGAUCGGUCCAGUUGGAAAGAAAUCCCAGCAGUUGGCGUGUACCGGGUUGCUCUGAAGGCAGUGGCGGAGGCUGGUUCUGUGUCAUUUGAGAUUUUUCCGUGGGUGCAUGCAGGGAAUGAUUUCAUCUCAAGUUGCAGUGAAAUUAUACUGGAGUCUAUCCCUGGAGGCUGCAGCGCUGUGAUGAAUCAGUCAGGCCUUACACUCACCUCACCUGUGUGCCCUCUGAAUACAUCAUUAAACCAAACAGAAAUUCAUCCAGACUCACAUUUAUCUCUCAGCAAUCUGGAGGAGCUGCUGGUCAGCAAAAAGAAAACUGACGAGGUGAACCAUCUAAUCGGCGUCCUCAGUGAAGCAGUGAGACGAAGAGUUCACUCUCUGUCUUUUAGGGAUCUGGACAGUUCACUACCUACUCGUGACCACGCCAGCAUCGCUAUACUUUUUUCAGGAGGUAUUGAUUCAAUGAUCUUGGCCGCCUUAGCAGACCGCCAUGUUCCUGCUCAUCAGCCUAUAGACCUUCUCAAUGUAGCAUUUAAACUACAGGAACCAAAAAAACAGAAAGAGUCUGCAAAAAAACUUAAAAAGAAACCCACAGGUUACAAAACUGAUGAGGCAGGUUCCCAGACAUUCAGUCCCUUUGAUGUUCCAGACAGACUCACUGGAAAAGCUGGUCUGAAGGAAUUACAAGACCUGAACCCUGACAGGAUGUGGAAUUUUGUUGAGAUCAAUGUAACACGGGAGGAGCUGCAGAAAAUGCGCCAGGAGCGCAUUUCUCAUUUAGUGCAUCCGCUGGACACAGUGUUGGAUGAUAGUAUCGGAUGUGCUGUGUGGUUUGCUGCAAGAGGUGUGGGGGUCAUCAUGGAGGACGGCGACCAGAGGCCCUUCACGUCAUCCGCUAAGGUCAUUCUGACGGGAAUUGGAGCAGAUGAGCAGCUAGCUGGUUAUUCCAGACACAGAGUUCGAUUUAAGAUGUCGGGGCAUGAAGGGCUGGUCCAGGAACUAGCCAUGGAGCUGGGCAGGAUAUCCUCCAGGAAUUUAGGCAGAGAUGACAGAGUGAUAGGAGACCAUGGAAAGGAAGCAAGGUUUCCAUACUUGGACGAGGAUGUGGUCAGCUACCUGAAUUCCCUGCCUGUGUGGAAGAAGGCUGAUCUGUCACUCCCACGAGGCGUUGGGGAGAAACUCCUCCUGAGGCUGGCCGCGAAGCAGCUGGGCCUCGGCCGAUCCGCCGUCCUACCCAAGAGAGCCAUGCAGUUUGGCUCCCGCAUCGCAAAGAUGGAGCACAGCCAUGAAAAGGCUUCUGACAAAUGCUCAAGACUCCUCACUGGGUAGAUCAGAAAUCAGUUUAUUAGAAAAUAUUCAUUAUAAACUUCAUUAUAAACAUACAGUUCUUUGUCCAGGAUUUUACAUUAGAUUUUUUUCAUGUAUAUGAAUUAAAAGAAAGUGAUCAUAAUUAUAAUAAAUCUUUGUCCUAUUUCCUCUAAACCAUGUAA